This is a messenger RNA of Actinia tenebrosa (Australian red waratah sea anemone), 1999 nucleotides long. Its product is annotated as protein GUCD1. The record is from RefSeq and is a predicted model, not a curated record. NCBI's taxonomy places the organism in Eukaryota, Metazoa, Cnidaria, Anthozoa, Actiniaria, Actiniidae.
AUUCUUCAUAAACCUCAAACUAAUGAACCGAACCCGAAAGCUUAGGUCUGCACUUCUUGUACUUCGUGUACGUACUAGUAUUUCGAGUAUUUUCGCCCUUGUUUAAGAGAUAGGAUUCCUUCUUUCCUCUGAAUGUUACGGCUUCAGACAAACAUUCCUCAUGUGCGACAAAAAUAUAACUGGGAUUGUGGACUAGCCUGUGUUCAAAUGGUCCUAAAAAGGCUUUUCCCCGAUUCGUUUAGCGAUGCGGAUUUCGAAGUUGUUUGCGAACAACAAGGAUUUGGUACAAGCGUUUGGACCAUCGAUAUUGCUAAUAUUUUGACUUAUUACAAGGCGGAUUACAUAUUUUAUACCGAAACUCUUGGAGUAGAUUUGGGAUAUCAGGACAAUCCUUUCUAUCAGGAUACAUUUGACAUGGACGAAGUUCGGGUUAAUCGUCUGUUUUCCAGUGCGACAGACCUUGAUAUCAAAGUUGAAAAAAGAACUAUUACUCUUGAUGAAAUUUGUGUGCAUCUGAACAAGGGAUGUGUCGCAAUUGUACUUAUUAACAAUUUGUCCCUUAAUUGCAACUGGUGUGGACGGUCUCUUAAUCAAUUGAGAUACUUAAUGCAUCGAUACUGUGGGAGUUGCAAUGAAUACGAUAGAUACAUGGGACAUUAUAUUGUCAUCUGUGGAUAUGACUUGGAAAAGAAAUGCUUCUAUUACAAGAAUCCAUCAUAUAAUAUUGAGCUUUGCUGUGUGUCCUUCAGAUCAUUUGAACAGGCUUGGCAUUGCUUUGGUACUGAUAGUGACAUAUUAUUUGUAAAUACCGAGAAUGCCACAGACCAUGAAGCUUAUGAGGAACACAAUGGCUAGCUGCAUGAUUAGUUGCAUAUGGAUACUAGAUGUGGUGCAACAUACUUUUUUCCAGUCAUACAAAAUCUUCUCUGGUUGUGAAUAUUUUCUUUAUUUUUACAUUCUUUUCUUAUCAUCAACCCCAUCAGUUGGUCAUAAUCAGCUCUUAGCUGUUGUUAAAAUUGCUUCUGCUACUCCCCUUAUAUUUUAGUUACCAGCUCAAUGAGUUCGAUAAUUUAUGGUAAGCGGAACAUUUUUUUAAAGAUUUGGAGUGGAAAUAUUUUCCUUUUCUAAGUUGUUACUGACCUAUGAAUACAAAAACAUUAAUUCUUGAAAACUUUGUAGUUUGCUUGGAAGAAGAGUAUUUAAACUUAGUUUCCUUGAUUCUAUAUGGAAACUGUUGCUGUGGUGAUUGGCUCACUAUUGUUUGAGUCACAACCAUGAAUUAUUAAGGUUGUAGCUGUUUAUACAGUAAGAUUAGUAAUGAAGUUAGACUGCUUUGCAUAAGUCAUAUUUCAUAGUGCAACUCAAUCUAGAUCUUGUUUCAAUAAUUAUUGUUGGAGCAUUCAAGGGCCCAACUCUACGUAGAGUACUGGUUGAUCAUGAUGUGCUUAACCAAGCCUAUUAUUGUUUCACACUUAUUUAGAUAUACACCUAUUCCAAAAAAACAUUGACUGGAGAUUUAAAAUCUGACAAUUUGCCAGUGCAGGUCAUCACUUUUCUUCAUAUUCUUCGUAGACUCAACUAGCUUUAUUAUAAAAUAUAAUCUAUUACAAGAGUUGAGUAACGACUAAAUAUUCCCAAAAGUACACUUUAGAUCAGGAAAUGAUAUGUAUGUUGGGCCUUAAACUCAUGGCAACCAUGUUAAUUUUCCUGAGAAUAAAACCUUUGUUCAACUUGCAUAUUUUUCUCUCAAGAACUUGAAUGCAAAGCUAUGCGUGGAGCAAUCAAUUGUUCAAGUCAACAUGACUGCCACAUAAGAACCAUUCCUGAAAGGUUAUAAAAUUUUAAAUAAUAUAUAAUUUUAAUACGUAUUAAUAAAUAUUUAUAUGAUGAUAUAUAUUAAUAGCUUACCAUAUUCAUAGAACAAAUGCAGCAAUGGCUGCAAUUUAGUCAUUUUCUUGUAAAAACUAUUUCAGGACAAAUAAAGAUCUUUAAAACUGUU